Molecule: messenger RNA, 1131 nt
Organism: Cynara cardunculus var. scolymus (artichoke)
Lineage: Eukaryota; Viridiplantae; Streptophyta; Magnoliopsida; Asterales; Asteraceae
Product: naringenin,2-oxoglutarate 3-dioxygenase
Exons: 3
Coding region: 1-1098 (365 amino acids)
Source: RefSeq, a predicted model, not a curated record
AUGGCCCCCAUAUCCUUGAAAUGGGACCAAACUUCGUUGCUUCAAAACAGUUUCGUCCGUGAUGAAGAUGAGCGGCCCAAGGUGCCGUACAAUAAGUUUAGCAACGAGAUUCCGGUGAUCUCACUUGAAGGUAUUGACAUCGUGGACGGUGGCAUCGGUGGUGGUGUUGGAUCUCGUAGGGCGGAGAUCUGUGAGAAGAUCGUGAGGGCGUGUGAAGAUUGGGGGAUAUUUCAGGUGGUGGAUCAUGGUGUUGAUACUAAAUUGUUGUCGGAGAUGACAAGGCUCGCCAGAGAAUUCUUCCUGUUGCCGGCGGAGGAGAAGCUCCGAUUUGAUAUGAGUGGCGGGAAAAAAGGCGGUUUCAUCGUUUCAAGCCAUCUUCAAGGAGAAACGGUGCAAGAUUGGAGGGAGAUUGUAACCUUCUUCUCGUACCCAAUAAAAGCAAGAGACUACUCAAGGUGGCCCGAAAAGCCCAAAGAGUGGAGGGCAGUUACUGAGGAAUAUAGCAAGAUGUUAAUGGGCCUGAGCUGCAAGCUUCUAGAGGUAUUGUCUGAGGCAAUGGGCCUUGAGAAAGAGGCCUUGACUAAAGCAUGUGUGGAUAUGGACCAAAAAGUGGUGGUCAAUUAUUACCCGAAAUGCCCUCAGCCCGACCUCACGUUGGGCCUGAAACGACAUACGGAUCCGGGAACGAUCACGUUGUUGCUUCAGGACCAAGUUGGUGGGCUUCAAGCGACUCGUGAUGGGGGUCAGAGUUGGAUCACGGUUCAGCCGAUUGAAGGUGCUUUCGUGGUUAAUCUCGGUGAUCAUGGACAUUAUUUGAGCAACGGGAGGUUCAAGAACGCAGACCAUCAAGCCGUGGUGAACUCAAACACUAGUCGGUUAUCCAUAGCCACGUUUCAAAACCCUGCACCCGAUGCGAUUGUGUAUCCACUGAAGGUGAAUGAAGGAGAUAAAUCGAUAAUGGAAGAAGCUAUAACUUUCAUGGAGAUGUACAAAAAGAAGAUGUGUAGAGACCUCGAGUUGGCUCGGCUAAAGAAGCUAGCCAAGAACAAGCAACACGAUUUGGAGAAAGAGAAGCCGAUCCAUAAUAUAUUUGCUUAGAAAUUGAUAUAUUUGUCCAUUUCCACCAUUUGC